Molecule: messenger RNA, 3500 nt
Organism: Ceratitis capitata (Mediterranean fruit fly)
Lineage: Eukaryota; Metazoa; Arthropoda; Insecta; Diptera; Tephritidae
Exons: 8
Coding region: 227-3205 (992 amino acids)
Source: RefSeq, a predicted model, not a curated record
CUGAGCUCUAUGUUUUUUUUGUGUUGUUGUGCACAUUAUAAACAAUUUUCGCUUACAUUAGCCAGAGCUCAGUACAAUUGUUUCUUUUUUUUUAUAGUUGUUGUCACAUACGUGUAUGUAUGUAGUUAACUCAGCAGCAAAUCGCACGCAAUUUUCAAUUUUUUCGCGCUCAUUUCACUCGCCGCUCACCGUAGACGCAAUUUAGUACUGAAAUAUAGUCGUUAGAAUGCGGUUGAGAAGAGAUUGUGUUGUUGCAUGGCUGUUAUUGGCUUAUUGCAGUGUAAGUGUAACGGCACGUGGAUAUACGACCAGCGGCAGUAGCGGCAGUGGCGGCAGCACGAUUAUAAUUGUCGAGGAUGCAAAAGCUUGUUUCCGCCGCGUGCUUGCCGGCAAACGCAUCUCACCGCGUUGGGUACGUCGCACAUUCGCCUGCGAACGCGUUGAGGAUUGUAUGCGUCAGUGUGGCAUUGAGAAACGCUUUAUGUGCGAGGGUUUCAACUAUCGGCUCGAUCCAUCCGGUCAUGGUCAGGGUGAUUGUGAGCUAAUCGAAAUACCAUUGUCCCAAAUUGACUUGUACUCCAGCUCCAGUCAACGUGAUUCGAAUUUAUUAAGACAUCCUGAUUAUGAUUACUAUGAACGGGAUCGUAAUGCGCCGUCUAGUUGCCGGCGUACACCGUGUCGAGAGUGUUCGACGAAGGGUGGCACGCUGAGUAGUCCACCGUUGUAUUUGAAGCCCAGCGGUUGGGCUGAUAAGCCACCGUAUCGCGAGGAGCAUCAUUACUUGCCGUCACCGCCCAGCGCUAGCGGUUAUGGUAGCGAUGAGCAUCGUUACCGUCCACCCAGCAGCACUGCCAUUGACCGUUAUCAUCCAUCAGGACCCCCACCACCGCCAUCAUCAUCCAUUUCAUAUGAUCAUCGGCCACCAUUGUCGCCACCACCUUCAUCGUCGUCGUCGUCUUCGGAGUAUCAUCACUCCAGCGCAUUUGAGUUCUCUUCGCAUGGCUCAUCGUAUUUCGAGCAUACGCCACCGAGCGGUUAUGGCAGUAGCGGCACCGGUUCGGGUCCAAUAGAUCGUUAUGAUUACAUACGACCUGAAGAUCAUCAUCGUUAUCGGCCCGGUAGACCAGAUCGUUGGGAGAGCUUACCAAGUAGUCCAGGCUACGAUAGCACACAUUACCGUCCCAGACCAGAAAGCGAUCGUUUUCGUCCACCUUAUCGACCGGGACCCGAUUACUCGCCAUAUCGGCCGAGCUCUCACGAACUAAGUGGUCCGUCAGCGCCAACAGACUCCUACAGGCGACCACCACCACCACCACCGCUAUCAACGCAUAACUAUUUAGAUCGUGAUGGCCCACCCGUCAGCAGUUACAAGGGUUCUUCAAAGUUUGUGCCGUACCUGAUUGGACAGGAAAAGGACUGGGGUAGUUAUGGCGGUAGUUACGGUGGCAACUAUAAUAAACAAUCAUCGUAUUGGGGUUUGAAUGAAUAUAAUCGACGUAGAGAUCCGCUCGAUUUCAAUUACUUCGAGCUGGGUGGUACGAGGCGUGGUUCACCGCGUGAGCCAAAUUCGGUGCUGAGUUAUCCUGGUUCGAGUUAUGGUGGAUUUGGCUCGGAUGGUUUCAGAGAUCGCCAUGAUUAUAGACACUCAUGGACAAGACGCCCAGGACCUGAUGAAUGCUCUGCAAAGAUAGGCGAAGGUUUUCGUCUACACAAAACCGCUAUAAAACAUUCAACAUCCGUGCCCACACUUGUGGAGUGUGAGCAAUUGUGUUCCGGUCAAGAUGGUUUCAGCUGUCACACCUACAGCUACCGUUACAAUCCAGCUGGACGCGAUAAUUGUAUGCUAUGCGAUCGUCCGAUCAACUCUUUAGAUUACUAUGUUGAUAUAGAGCCUGAUCGCGAUUACGAUAUUUACUCGAUGGCCGAUGACUUGGAUGUGUGUCGGAAACCAUCACGCAGCGAUGAAUCCGGUCAUUAUGGCUCAAGACCAGGGACGGCGUUGGCGGAUCCGCGUAAUGCGCAGUGCUUUUUCCGUGCUAUUGAUGCGACACGCUUCUACAAGUCCAUAGUGCGCGACUCGUUAACGGUGCGAUCGGUGGGUGAAUGCGAAAUGGAAUGUAUAAAAUCAGUCAAAUUCACUUGCAGAGCCUUCGCCUAUCGCUACGGCCAGCAGCGUCACGCGAGCGUCAUUGAUAACUGUCAGUUAAGCGAUUGGCCGGUGCGAGAUAUGGAUAAGGAACGUCAUCUUAUACAGGAUGCGGCUUUUGAUGUCUUCGAGCGUGCGAGUUAUGGACACGGCUGUGAAAUCCAACCGAUUGUAGAUGACAAACAUAAGAAAUCAGUGUGUUAUUUGGGUUAUGGCUCGCCGGCGAAACUACUCUCAACAGCUAUAAAAAAAGUUAUAUCCGUGCCGUCCGAGUUGGCGUGUAAGAAAGAGUGCAUACGCUAUAGGGAAACGACGUCUUUCAAGUGCUACUCCUUCAGUUAUGGCUCUCGCGCCACUUCCUACAACUGUGAACUCUCCGAUCUCGAUCAAACUGAGCUAAAACUGAAUGAGCACUAUACACACACGGACGAUCGCGAUUAUUGGCUCUUCGCUUGGAAUCCCUUCGAUUGGACUUGUCGCGAUAAAGUGAACACUAUUGGCGGAUCUCGUGUGAACAAUGACCGUCGCAUGGAUAUAUUCCGUGAACCGGGCGAUGUGGCUUGGCGUCAUUAUACCGUUACCGGUAAGGCUUGUCGCUCGAGCAGUCCAUGCGAAAAAAAUCUCGUAACUGGCUUCUAUUCGUGUGAGAUUGAUGGUGGUGAAAUUGGCUCGUGGGAUUAUUGUUGUAAGGCUGAACACCCCUGUGGCUACUCGCAGGGGUUCGAUUAUCCAUGGUGCUUUGUGGGCGAUGAAGCGGAUCAGUGGCGUAAAUGCAGUGAUCGUUAUUAUCCGGGCAAUAAAACGGCAACCAGCUCACACACACACACCAGCCUUAAAUUUGCUUCUCUGAAGAGUGAUAAUAAUAAUAAGAAGAAGCAUAACAGCGAAAGCAGUUCGGCAUCCAAUGAAUAUCAAAGACCGCCUCGACCGGGUGGCUUGCAGGGGUUGAGUGAUUUUGCCGCCGCACGUUUGUGGCCAGUGACAUAUCUCUAUAGUGAAGGUCCACCGAAUUCAACGGAGUUUAGUAAUUUUGUCGAUUGCAAUAAGGAUACAUGCUAGCUAUGCGUCGUCUGAUUGGCAUAGAUUUCAGUUUCAAAUUUUACAUAUUAACUUUUAGUUCAGUAAACAUACUCAGCAAAAGUAAGCAAAAUAAUGCAAAAAAAAAAAACUAAACAAUAAAUUAAGUUGUGAUUUUCAAAGAGAUUCGGAAAUUUAUAAAUUCUAAUUUUUAAUGCUGUCAGUAGUGAUAACCAUAGGAAACCCCAAGAUAGAACUAAAAUGUAAUAAUAUUAAUGCUAAGUUAAGUUAAACUGUAUUAAUUUGUCGCUUCCAAAAUAGUUUUGUAUUAAUUAAA